This is a messenger RNA of Stereum hirsutum FP-91666 SS1, 1509 nucleotides long. Its product is annotated as cytochrome P450. Lineage: Eukaryota; Fungi; Basidiomycota; Agaricomycetes; Russulales; Stereaceae. The coding region runs from base 1 to 1509 and encodes 502 amino acids. The record is from RefSeq and is a predicted model, not a curated record. The transcript is spliced from 12 exons. Gene Ontology annotation, molecular function: iron ion binding; monooxygenase activity; heme binding.
AUGCCUUUGUAUACCGUCGGCGUUUUUCUGACUCUACUUUCUAUCGGACUAACCACUAUUACUCUACUCAACUAUCUACGCACAAGGCAUCGUCUCCCCUUGCCCCCCGGUCCUCCCAGAUGGCCAAUCAUAGCCAACCUAUUUCAAGUACCCAUUCACAAUCGGGCGGAGGUGUUUCACCUCUGGAGCACGAAGUACAAAUCCGAUGUUAUAUAUUUCUCAGCUGCAGGCUUGCCAAUCUUGGUUCUCGAUACCGCAGAUGCAGCAAUUGAGCUACUUGAGAAACGAUCUUCGAUCUAUUCGAGCAGGCCAGUGUUUACCUUGAUGUGCUCAACCAGGAUCUUGUUGCUCACAAUAUCUAUGACCUUCUCAGGUGAUGCCUGGAGACGACAGCGGAAGAUUUUUCACCAAGAGUUCAGCCGAAGCACUAUCGCCCACUUUAGACCGCACGAGCUUGCCGGAUCACGCAUGAUGUUACGAAACCUUCUGCACUCCCCUCAGAAAUUCGAGGCACACAUCAAGCACUUUGCCGGAUACUUAAUACUGCUUCUUGCCUAUGGGAUCGAAGUCCAUUCUAGUAACGACCCUCUCAUUGUCACAGCUGAACGCGCCAUGGAAGGAAUAAUUGUGGCGACGCUUCCUGGCCGCUUCCUGGUCGAUUUCAUACCAUUACUACGCUACGUACCUCCUUGGUUUCCUUUUGCGAACUUCAAACGAUUGGCAGUUGCAUGGAGACUCCACAUGAACGACGUGCUCAACAAGUCUUUUGAUAUGGCAAAGAAGUCCAUGUCUUCUUCUUCUGCCAUACCCUCCGUUACAUCUCAUGGGCUUGAAGCUAUCGAGGCGGAGGAUGGCCAAGACCGUGCAAGCAUGGAGCUUGACUUACAGAAGGCAACUGUAUCAUCUUUGCAGUCAUUCUUCCUAGAGAUGACGCGCCGUCCAGAUAUACAGGAAAGGGCACAGCGUGAGAUAGACGACUUUGUGGGGAGCGAUAGACUCCCCUCCUUCGACGACGAAAAUUCGUUGCCCUAUGUGACAGCACUUCUUAAAGAAAUCCUGAGAUUCAGCCCUGUGGCUCCCUGUGCUGGUCUCCGCGAGCUUACGGCGGAUGAUGUCUACAAAGGAUAUCACAUGCCCGCAGGGUCGGUCGUGUUGGUGAAUGUAUGGGCAAUAUUGCAUGACCCAAUCGAAUAUCCUGAACCAGAGCGAUUCAAUCCUGACCGUUUUUUGAAGGACGGAAAGCUCAAUCCGGAAGUCAAAGACCCCGCGACUGCAGCAUUCGGCUUUGGUCGACGUAUUUGUCCUGCGCGCCACAUGGCCAUGUCAUCGAUGUGGAUCGCUAUGGUCUCGAUCCUUUCCUGCUUUGACAUCCGAAAAGCUGUCGACGAGAAAGGAGUUCACAUCGAGCCAUCGGGAGAAUACACCUCGGGGAUCGUCACGCAACCCUUGCCUUUCAAGUGUUCAAUAAGACCGCGUUCUCCUAAGCAUGCAGCCUUGAUCAUGGCCUGA